AUGAAUGUAAAUAAAAAUAUUGAUGAAUCAGCAAAUACAAGGAAACGACAAUGUGAAUUUGAAGAGUCUAAUGAUGCUAAACAUAAAGGAAAAGAACAGAACAAACCGAUAUCUGAACAUAUAGACAUACGAUUUGAUUUUGUUGUUGAGAAUAAUAAUAUUGAAGACGAAGAUAUAUCAAAUUUCUUAGAGAAAUUAGUUGAAAUCAAACAACAACUUAAUCAUACUAAAUCAUUACUUUCUGAUAAAGAUAUUACUGAUUGGAACAGACAUACUGCUUAUAUGAAUACUGCUUCAACUAUUGUACCUUAUUUACGUGAAAAACUACAUAUUGAAAUUGGAACACAAGCAUGGGCAAAAAUGUUUGAAAUCUUAGCUAAAUUCCAAUUAAUUAAUCAUGUAAAUAAUGAAAAAUGGAGAACACUUCAUUUAUGUGAAGCACCCGGUGGAUUUAUUUCUGCUCUUAAUCAUUUUCUCAUUACUCGAGAAGAAACAAAAAAUGUCGAAUGGGAAUGGUUUGCUCAAACAUUAAAUCCUUAUUAUGAACAUGAUGAAUUAACAGCAGCAAUGCUUAUUGAUGAUGAUCGUCUAAUAUAUCAUACCAUCGAUGACAAUCAUUGGGAUUUUGGGAUAGAUAAUAGUGGUAAUAUAAUGAAUCAAGCAAAUAUUAAUCAUUAUAUUUCACGUUUUCAACCAAUGAAUAUUAGUUUUAUAACAGCCGAUGGGAGCUUUGAUGUACAAAGUAAUCCCGGUGAACAAGAAUAUCUUGUUUAUCCAUUAUUGAAAACGGAAGUUUAUAUUGCAUUAUCAUGUUUAAUAACACAUGGAAAUUUUGUUCUCAAAUUAUUUACAAUAUUUGAACAAAUAACAAUUGAUUUGAUCUAUAUACUCUAUCGAACAUUUCGUCAGAUAUCAAUGUUUAAACCAAAAACAAGUAAAAAAGGUAAUUCAGAAGUCUAUGUAAUUUGUAUGGAUUUUAAUCGUGAAAAAUUUACAAAUUGUUUUAAUGAUAAUCUGGAAAUUAAAUCAAUACCGUAUUCAAUAUCAUUUGUUAAACAACUUAUUGAAUGUUCGGAAUUAUUUCAAUCCUAUCAAAUAAAUACUAUUGAACAUAAUUUAUAUUAUUUUAAUAAUUUAAGUCGAAACUUUAUUAAAAAAUUACAUAAAAUAAAAGCGAAUCUAUUGGAUAGAUUUCUUAAUGAAAGUCAAGCAAGAGAAUUAUUAUCAACUGAUCGACAUUUAUUAAAUACAAAUCUCAAAUUUCAACGUUUAUAUCCAUACAAUAAUCGAUUAACUCGAACGGGUACAUUUAAUAAUCAACAUCAAAUCGAUAUUAAUAUGAUACAAAAUCAAAUUUACAAAGGAGAGUUUUGUUUAAUAUGUUCAAAAAAUGAAGAUAAUGAUUUAUGCCAAACAUGUCAAACAAUAUGUCAAUUCAUUGAACAUCGACCUACAACAAUUUCUCAGAUAUAUAUUGGACAACUGACUGCAGAUAGUCCAAUAAUGAUUGAUUGUGUAUUUGGUACACAAUCGAUAAAUAUACAAAAUUCAUGUUUUUGUAAUAGAUAUUUACUUGAAUUAUGUCAAAAAACGAAUUCAUCUACAAUUUUAUUAAAUGAAGAUUCAAUUAAUUUAACAUCAAUUCGAAAUUCAUCAUCAGUAGAAAUUUCCAAUGAAGAAUUUAAACAACUCCAACAAUUUGCUAGUGAUUAUCAAAUGAAUUUACAAUCAAAAGAAGGUGUUUAUUAUAUUCAAUCAACACCUAUUCUUACUCGUUUACAAGCAUCAGUAAUUUAUCGUCUUACCCAUACCUUUGAGAAAACAUCAGUUUAUGUAAUUCCAUCAUCAUCAUCUUCACAUUUACUAUUUAUUUUUGAAACAUUUCAAAAGCCAAUCAACCAUGAAUACCAAACAAUUUGUCAACAACUUUGUUCAGCGUCAUCAUCAAAUCUUUUACAAUUUAUUCAUAUUUAUCAACUAUUAGAUCAACAUUUUGCUUUGCAUCUUAUACAAGCAAAUAAUAUAUGUUUACAAUUGAAAUAUAUUACAUAG
This is a messenger RNA of Adineta steineri, 2052 nucleotides long. NCBI's taxonomy places the organism in Eukaryota, Metazoa, Rotifera, Eurotatoria, Adinetida, Adinetidae. The record is from the annotation of a GenBank genome assembly.